AUGGAUGAUGUCAUCGAAGGGAAGGUCAGCAUUGGUCAUUUAUUCGAGAAGUGUUCCAUCCACAUACAAGAGAACAAAGAUAUGUUUUGUGAGGAUUGUAAGGUCCACGUCUGUCACAAGUGCGUACUCGUUGAUCAUCAAAAUCACAAAAUCAAGAACCAGGUUAACUUUGAGCAGGGGUUGCGAGGAAAGGUGACAGACCUUGCUCAGCGAUGUGCCGACAAGAAAGCAGAGCUGGAGAAGAACAUUCAGAACAUAGAAAUUCAACGUCAUGAGGUACACACUGCAGUGCAGACACUACUAGAUGAUGUCAGGAAAGCCUACAGCAUCAAGGCCAACCAACUUGAUGAAAAUCUUCGAAAUCUGAUCGAGCAACUAAAUGGCUUAAAACAUAGUUUUGAUGACGACCUCAAUGUCUUGAAGUCAAAAGAUCGACAGAGGAUCAAGAGUAUUUGUAGUUCAAUUACUUUGGUAGAUAAUGACAGACUGGGUCAUCUUGAGACAGACACUCUAUCUGCUCAUAUCUUGCUCUGUGAGGAGCUGGAUGCCAUGCUGAAGGGGGUUACUGAUCACACUUCUGCGGAAGCUAUUAAGAAGAAAGCAAAGGGGAAGAAGGUUCAAACCAGCAGAUGA
Messenger RNA from Lytechinus pictus (painted urchin), 633 nucleotides. Its product is annotated as tripartite motif-containing protein 66-like. Gene Ontology annotation, biological process: protein monoubiquitination. Bases 1 to 633 code for a protein of 210 amino acids. Lineage: Eukaryota; Metazoa; Echinodermata; Echinoidea; Temnopleuroida; Toxopneustidae. Gene Ontology annotation, molecular function: zinc ion binding; ubiquitin protein ligase activity. The record is from RefSeq and is a predicted model, not a curated record. The transcript is spliced from 2 exons.